UGAAGAUGCCCCUCCAUGCCCCGUCCCUCUCCCGCGGCUUCCGUAGCGCUCAGUCCUGCAAUCGGAUCAGGCAGCGCGCGCACACGGAGGGGGCACGGAGGGGGGACACGACUCCACUUCUCUACGAGACACCAUCCUGAUCUUCACCUCCAUUUUUCUCCAACCGUUUGGAGGAAACCAAAUAAUACAACAAUUUUUUGAACCAUGAGCACUUACACUGUGACACUUCCCGGACCUGCGCCAUGGGGUUUCCGCUUGCAAGGAGGAAAGGACUUCAACAUGCCCCUCACCAUUUCCCGGAUCACUCCUGGGAGCAAAGCAGCUUCAGGUAACCUGACCCAGGGCGACAUCAUUGUAGCUAUCGAUGGUGUCAGCACUGAUGGCAUGACUCACCUGGAGGCUCAAAACAAGAUCAAGGGUGCCAGCUACAACCUGGCCCUCACCAUGCAGAGGUCAAAGCGCCCAGUCCCUGUGUCAAUGACUGCACCAAGAAUCGACACUUCAGUUCCUGUCAUCCCUCACCAGAAGGUUAUUACCAACAUGCCUAUCAACAACGAGUACGUGCCCCCUUUCAACCCCACUGCCCUGAAGGACACGGCUCUUUCCACCCACAAGCCCAUUGAAGUGAAGGGGCCAGGGGGCAAGGCCACCAUCAUCCACGCCCAGUACAACACUCCCAUUAGCAUGUACUCACAGGACGCCAUCAUGGAUGCAAUCGCUGGUCAGUCUCAGGCCAGAGGGGCUGAAAUGUCCGGCGAUGAGGCUGUCUCUGGCUCUCCCCUUUCUAGUCUGCCUGUUAAAGAGCGUGUUAUAGACAGUGCUUCCCCAGUGUAUCAGGCUGUGAAUGCAAGUGGAGAAGUGCUGGAGCCUGCUGAGUGGGCACGGAGAGCUGCCCACAUGCAGUCCAAGUCCUUCCGCCUCCUCGCCCACAUCACCGGCACUGAAUACUUGCAAGACCCAAACGAGGAAGCUCUUGCAAGAGCGAGUACGCCUGUCCAGCAUGCUGCGGUCUCCACCAGCACGGCCCAUGCCGCUCUGUCCGCUUCUGCAUCUGCAGCUUUGCCCAGUCAGCUCGCCGCUGAGCUGCAGAUAGCCAAUCAGGCGCCUGAGCAGACUGCUGAACCAGCUUCUGUAUGCUCAAGCCACGUCAGCUUUGUAUCAUCCCCUGAGCCACAGGCUGUAUCUCAAGCUGACCCUGUGGCUCAUGAGGCCCAUGAGGCCCCUGUUCUCCCCCCUGAGGGGCCACGCCACCUGUCGCUUGCUGCUUCAACCAUUUCAACUGCUUUGACCACUCAAUCUAGAAACCAUGUGUAUAAGAAAGGGCCGCCGCCCACCUCUGCGCUGGAGGCCCUGACAAUCACUCCACACUUCCGCAGCAGAGCUUUGCCCAAACGCAAGCAAUCAGGAAAAGCAAAGAAAGUGAGCUUCACCAUGCAGUCCUCAUCCAGUUACAGAUCACAAUACCAAACCCCCGGCAUCAGCGGCCAGUAUGCACAGCAGCCCCCUAUGCAUCAAGCUCCACACAUUCAACAGCCUGUUCACAUUCAAGCUCCACCCCCUCAACAUGCCCCGCCCAUGCAGCAGAGCUCCAUCCACAUCCCUGUAGGUCCACCUUCGACUAAAGUCAGCACCGCCACCAUUGUACCUACAGCUUAUCCCACUGCUCCCGCGUGUGAGUAUCAGGUGGAAAAGACACAGCGUGGUGUCCAUUUCAGAGAAGCCCCUGUUCACGUCCCUGCUCCUGCUCUGGCCCCUCCUCCUGCCCCAGUUCAUGCUCCUCCUCCUGCCCCAGUUUAUAUUCCUCCUCCUGCCCAACAUAAUUUUCCAGCUCCUGCCCCUCCUGCUCAUGCCCCCGGCCCUGCCCAAUCCUCCAACAGACCCCCAUGGGUCAUGGAUGACACUUUUGCCCAGAAGUUUGACCCUAGCAAGACCACCACCACCAGCAUCAAAGUGCAGCCUCUUCCCACUGCGGCCCCACCGCCUCCUGCCUUCAUCCCCAACCCUGCUUCUGCCCCUGCUGCCCCCAGCCCUGCCCCAGCACCUGUUAUGCCCACCCCUUUCCCACCUGUGGCUCGUGGGGUGGCACAAAGAGCGGAGCGCUUUGCUGCCAGCAACAGGACACCGAUGUGUGGGUUCUGCAACAACAUCAUCAGGGGGCCCUUCCUUGUGGCGCUGGGCCGCUCGUGGCACCCGGAGGAGUUUAACUGCCAUUACUGCCACACAUCUCUGGCUGACGUCAGCUUUGUGGAGGAGCAGAAUAAUGUUUACUGUGAGAACUGCUACAGAGAAUUCUUCGCCCCUACCUGUGCCCGCUGCAACACUAAGAUCAUGGGAGAAGUGAUGCAUGCUCUGCGGCAGACCUGGCACACUACCUGCUUCGUGUGUGCUGCGUGUGGGAAACCGUUUGGAAACAGCCUCUUUCAUAUGGAGGAUGGAGAACCUUACUGUGAGAAAGAUUAUAUUGCGCUCUUCAGCACUAAGUGUCAUGGCUGCGAUUUCCCAGUGGAGGCUGGGGAUAAGUUUAUUGAGGCUCUUGGCCACACAUGGCAUGACACCUGCUUUGUGUGUACGGUUUGCCAUAUAAAUCUGGAAGGCCAGCCGUUCUAUUCUAAGAAGGACAAACCUUUAUGCAAGAAACACGCUCAUGCCAUCAACGUGUAGAUUCAGCAGGAGUACAGCGAUCGCCGCCUUUGCCUUAGUGAAGGAUCCGAAAGCAAUUUGAAUACGGAUCCUACAAAUCAAACAAGCCCAACCUAUAUAUUAUAUAUUUAAUACUAAUACUAAUAUAAAGAUGAGUUGAUGCAAUGUUAUGUUUUCAUUGAAUACAGAAGUGCUGAAUUGAGUGUGUACACUGGGAAUAGAUAAAUAGAUCAUCUUAAUGCAGUUUGCUAAUGAAGUGAACAUACAGAGCUCUAAGUGUACAAUGUGUGGGGGGGGGGCUAUUUCAGUUGAACUUGAAUUGAUUUUCUGCUCCUGCAUGUUGCAUUCGCAACGUGCUCAUUUUAUUCGGGUUCUCUUUCUUUUUUUUUUUGAUUGAGCUUUUUAUUUAACUAGAAUUUGAUAUUUCACAUUUAUUGUGUUAGCAUUGUGGAUUGUGUCGAUUUUCCAUUGGUAAAUGAAUGCAACAACACACCUGUAGAGAGGUUAGUAUUUUUAUUUUAGUUAGCAACACUUGGUAUGAAGUAUAAUCAUGCGUUUUAACUUAAAUAAAGUUGUUGGGUGUGAAAUAUGUAUUUUAAGCAAUUUCUUUAUCCAGGUCUUGUCAUUAUUGAUGUCUUGAUCACAUCUGGUAACGCCUGAAUCGGGUGUAAUCAGCGUACCUGUGCCUUAAACCCCUAGAUGAUAAUUUAAUAUAAUUUUUCACUCAUUUUAUUUAAUGAGUUUUAUAUGAGAGCUAAGAGAUAAUAUUGUGGUGUCGUGAGGUCACGUGGCUGAGACCGUCGGCUGCUAUGUUGUUGUUUUAUUGCUGAAUUGAUUUGACACCUGAUUUAUUUCUGUGUAACAGGCAACACAUGGAUUGUAUGCUCUAGUUCCAGUUAAAAAAUUAUUGAACUGAAAGAGUUCUGCGUGUUCUUCUCGUGGUUAUGUGGGUUUCCUCUGGGGUCUCUGGUUUCCUCUGUUGCACUCUCUGGUGCUCUGUACGGUGUGUACGGUGCCCUGCAACGGACUGGAGGCUCAUUCAGGCUGUAUUCCUCCCUCACAUCUCACACCACGACAAAGUGCUUACUGAAGAUAAAUAAACAGGAAAAAAAAUGAAUAAAACGGUAACACAGAAUAGUGUUACACAGUUUCUGGAGUUUACUUGGUUGGGUUUCACUCCUGUUAUUUAUCCUGUGUGUAUUAUUUAGCUAUGAAUUUUACCAGAAAGUCUAUAAAUGAUACAAAUUUAGGUGAGCUUGUAAAAGAAAUUGUUGUGCAAUUUGAGUGUGUACUCAAAUGGUUUAAGGCAAGUGAUCGACUUAGCACAGUUCCCUCAUCGUAACUGGUGUGAAGUAAAGGACUGUGAAAUGUUAUGUAGCUAUAUAUGUAGAGAGCGUUUGAAACCGUGGGGAAAAUGACAGAAAUCAUCUAGCAGUAUAAUUAUAUUGUGUACAUUUCCUCUAUAUUUAUUUAUGGUAUUUUAUUGAACUAAUAAUUGUCACAUAUCUGGUUUAGCAUUGUGGAUUGUAACAGAUUGCUCAAUUUUCAAAAUCAUUGUUAUCCUAAAUGGUUUAAAAAUGGGAAUAGGUGUUUAUGUAUCUCGAUACUUAGUGAACUUGCGUAACAUAGAUCCAGUUUUCAAGUCAUUUGACUACUGCAGACAUUUUGUUUUGUGCCAACAUCAGGUGCUGAACACAGAUCAUUUUAAUAUAUGUCUGUGGAUUAAAUUAUAAUCAUUUUCCAAGCCUUUCAUUCCCUGUCUCAUUGCUACAGCCUGCAUUCCAGCACGCUGACAGUUUUUGAAACAGAAUAUAUCUGCAUAAGGCGGUGCUGUGUUGUAGCAGGUAGCAUUCCCCCCUUACAGCUUCAGGGUCCUGGGAUCGAUCCUGAGCUCAGGUUACGAUCUGCAUGGAAUUGCUCAUGCUUGGUUUUCUCUGGGUUCUCUUUUUCAACAUCAUGCAGAAUCAGCUAUUCUAAAUUGCCUCUCGGUGUGAGUGAGGGCGUGAAUGGUGCUUGGCAAUGGACUAGCUUCACAUCCACUGUGAAUUAUCCAGCCUCGUGCACCCAUUGUAACCUGGACAGACCCUGGAGCCACAACACAUCCUAAUCAAGAUGACGAUUAGUUAAUGAAGAUGAAUAAAUGAACGAUUACAUCAGUACAUGGUGCUGAUGGUUUUUAAUUAUAUUAAAUCUAACAGAAGUGUAGGAUGAACCAUGCCACACCGUCCUUUGUGUUUUUAAUAACACUAACGUUAUCUAAGCAGAGGAUUAUUUUUUUGUUAUUUUUGCACCAGUCAGGUUCACAUAAGUAACCUGUCCAGUUUUAUUUUUAUUCUAUAAUGAAUUCAGAUAAAUGAUAGGUUGUUUUAGAAUGUAUGGAAUCUCUUUGUAUGGUUAUGAGUUCCUGUAUUCAUUUUGUAGGCUGUAUGAUCAUUCUCAUGCCACAAUGCACAGAGCAAUCACUGUUCUGAUCAGUCAUAACUCUGUCCCAAACAGCACCACAGAGCAGGAAGAUUUCUGUUCAGUGUAACUGUUCGGUGCAGGUGCUAGCUUUACAGACCUCCUGUAUAUUAACAUGAUUAAUGAGCUCUAAUAACUGGAGGGGAAAAGGCACAGUAAGUUAUGUGUUAGCCUCCAUGAAUGUAUUGCCAUUAGCUCAUUUUUAAGGCCUUGGUUUACCAUGUGCUUGCCUAAUAUUAUUCGUGUUGUUUUGGCUGGCAGAAAUGUCCAAGGUGAUUAUGACUCCUUCCUGUGUGUAAUUAUUAUAAUAAACAUAUUAUUUUGCAAUA
Messenger RNA from Hemibagrus wyckioides, 5429 nucleotides. It is a transcript of the gene ldb3a, whose product is annotated as LIM domain binding 3a. The transcript is spliced from 20 exons. The record is from RefSeq and is a predicted model, not a curated record. Gene Ontology annotation, cellular component: filamentous actin; Z disc; adherens junction. Gene Ontology annotation, molecular function: actin binding; muscle alpha-actinin binding. NCBI's taxonomy places the organism in Eukaryota, Metazoa, Chordata, Actinopteri, Siluriformes, Bagridae. Bases 205 to 2661 code for a protein of 818 amino acids. Gene Ontology annotation, biological process: heart development; muscle structure development; actin cytoskeleton organization.